AUGUCUGACUCGUCGUCUUUGUCGGAUCCUCCUCAGGGUCCUCCACUGGCAGUGGCUAUCCAGCUGCCUGUAGAAGCAGGAGUCGAACUUCCGCCGCAACCCAACGUACCUCCCAGUGAUUACGACAUCUGUCGGGCAAAAUUAUAUGAGAAGCAAGUGGAGAUCAACUACACGCGCGAAUUGGUUGAUGAUGUUCAGUUUGCAUCCGCAAUCAAAUACAAGGCAUAUAUCGUCGCCGCCUCUGAUCACAAUGCUGCUCCCCCUUGGUUCAAUCAGAGCAUGAGGACUCUUUUGUCGCCGAUGCGUCGUGAGAUCAGGAAGUUGAACAGAAAGGUAGACGAUGGUUUUCAGCGACUUGAGCGGCGCCUUGCAGAUACUCAGAGAACUUCUGGCAAGAUGUACAACAGCAUGAAUGCCAAGGGCGAUAAUGUGCCAUUCGUCCAGAUUCCCUGGGAAGACGGCACAUAUCCGUGGGGCCUUGUAUACCGAAAUGAUCCAUUGCCAGCUCUCACCUCUGUUGAUGUCGUUGAGGGGCUGGCCAGACAUCAGUCACGCAAAUAUUUUCAAGGCUACUGCCCUGACAAGGAAAUUCCCGAUGAUCAGGGUACGAGAACGGCAGCAAUCCUGCGCGCCAUAGGCGACUUCAGGUUUAACGCUGGAAUGCUGGGCGAUGUAGUUGUGAAGCUCAAGGCGACAUGGAGACGAAAGUGCCACACGUACCCAUCGUCUCGAUCGUUCCCAUUGUUUCUGGUGUCUCCUUCUAAGACUGGUGAGAUCAUGUCUCACCAAGCCGACAAUGUCCACGGUCGUGGACGGGGUCGUGGUAGUGAUCAUAGUCAAAGUCGCGGUCGCGGUCGCGGCUACGGCCUCGGCGAUGGUCGUGCAUCUCCCCUUCCAGGUCGUCGUGUCCGCGGUCGCGGUGUACUCCCCCUUCCAAGUGCCAGUGGCCAUGGCGUACAGCGCCCCUGGAAUGAUACCUCCCUUCCUUCCGAUCGAGACACUCUUCUAGGCCUCCGCGUGGCGCCAACGCUGCCAAAGCCUGAGGACGUUGCAGGGGAGGAUAUAGCGAUAAAGGAUGUAGCGUACCUUGGAUCAUAUAAUUGGCUCGACAGCGUAGAGCCAACGAUCGUGGUUCCGGGCUCUCCUCCAGUAUGGCGCGACAGGCGGACUCCAUACGCUGUCCCGCGCGAUACUGGGACGAGGUUUGUGGAUGAAAAUGGACACCGUAUACACCGUUAUCCACUCCUUCCCUUGAUCCGUGCGAUCGACGUACUUGCCGAGGAGCGCGGUACAAGCAACAUUGACUGGACUAAAGUCGACUUCAUCGUGGAUCGGAACUGUCUUCGAAAACUCCUACACUGGAUCAACGAUAAAGAUGGUACCGCCUCUGAAUUCAGGAUUGACACCCAGCUGGCUGGCAAAGGCACGGUUCUGAUGAGUCGUUGGGAGAAGCGUACAAGUGAGGAAGCUGAUCCAGCCGUUUGGACGUACAGUCUCAGCUUCGAGCACGAGAGCACGACUCCCAUUGAGGGCUGCGAACAGCGGGGUGGACAUCACAGAAUUGUGAAAUAUGACUUCAAUGGCUUGUUACUGGUCGUGCGCUUCUACGUGGAUGCAUGCACAGCUUCCCUGCCUCCAGCUCGACCUCCGACAUCGCCUGCGAAUAUUGAUGAUAUCUCGGGCCUCGUAUCAGGUCUGAAUGUCUCUCCAAACAAUCAGGCUUCCUCCGCCUCAGGCGACACAGAUACCGCGCUCGGUACCUACCUACGGGUCAAACGCGGAGGCUCGCAGGUACCUCAGGACUCCCUUGUCGAACUCGCCACCCGCUCAAAGAAAUAUAAAGACCAGUACAACUGGAUCCAUACAUUCACGCAGCUUCUCUUCUCUCAGAUUCCCAACCACUACUUUGCGGUGCACGAGCGUGGCACAUUCGAGACGAUCGAGAAACGCAAUCUGGGCGAUCCUUUCUUCACCCGUCUCCAGAGCCAAGCGCAGGCGAGCUUCAGGCAGGCAGGAUAUCAAGGAUAUUGUGAUCAAGCGCGGGCGAGCUGGGCGGCUCAGUUUGGUGUAUCAGCAUGGCCAGUUGCAGGUAUUGGACAAGGAUAG
Messenger RNA from Sparassis crispa, 2106 nucleotides. RefSeq lists its product as hypothetical. The transcript has 10 exons. The coding region runs from base 1 to 2106 and encodes 701 amino acids. The record is from RefSeq and is a predicted model, not a curated record. Lineage: Eukaryota; Fungi; Basidiomycota; Agaricomycetes; Polyporales; Sparassidaceae.